Molecule: messenger RNA, 2241 nt
Organism: Brassica rapa (field mustard)
Lineage: Eukaryota; Viridiplantae; Streptophyta; Magnoliopsida; Brassicales; Brassicaceae
Product: N6-adenosine-methyltransferase MT-A70-like
Biological process (GO): mRNA modification
Cellular component (GO): RNA N6-methyladenosine methyltransferase complex; nucleus
Molecular function (GO): methyltransferase activity
Source: RefSeq, a predicted model, not a curated record
UCUCUCUCCAUUGAUUUCUAUUUUCGAAGCUUUGUAAACUAAUCGGAGGCAAUGGACACAGAAGCGGAGAGGAACGAAGACGCCACAAUCACGGCCGUCAAAGACAUGAGAGCUCGAUUGGAGAAUCGAAUCCGAACGCAGCACGACGCACACUUGGAUCUCCUCUCGUCUCUCCAAUCCGUAGUCCCCGACAUAGUCCCCUCUCUCGAUCUCUCUCUCCGCCUCAUCUCUUCCUUCACGAAACGACCUUUCGCCGCCACGCCUCCUUUGCCCGAACCCAAGAAGCACCACCCCAUCGUCAAAUCAGACCCCCAACAAGGUCACGACUCGCAACCACCGACGCUUAUCGAUUCCGGUGGCUCCGGCGCCGAAGCAGAUGGAUCGAGUGGGAGCCCGAUGGCUCUGGUGAGAGCAAUGGUGGCUGAGUGUUUGCUCCAGCGAGUACCAUGGUCGGCGACGGAUUCGUCGAGUGUGGGGAGGAAGCUCGAGAAUGACCAGAACGCGAGACCCGCGGAGAAAGCAGCGCUGCGUGACCUAGGCGGAGAGUGUGGGGCCAUUCAGGCCGUAGAGACUGCUCUCAAGUCGAUAGCGGAAGAGAACGGUUCGGUUGAGUUGGAGGAGUUCGAGGUGAAUGGGACGGCUCGAAUCAUGGUCCUGGCUAUUGAUCGAACCAGGUUGCUCAAGGAGCUUCCUGAGAGUUUUAACGAAUCGGGUCGGGUCGUGGAAGCCCCGAAUAACAACAACCCCACGGUCUCCUCCGGCAAUGGCGGGUUUGGGGUUUCCGGGUCGGGUAAUUUUCCGAGACCCGAGAUGUGGCCGAUGAUGAAUGCAGGGAUGAUGGGGAUGCAUCAUCAUCAUCAUCCGAUGGGGAUGAUGGGUAGGCCACCACCGUUUCCUCUGCCUUUGCCUUUGCCGGUGCCGGUGAAUCACAAGGUUAGAAGCGAGGAUGAUGAUUUGAAAGACGUUGAGGCUCUUCUCAGUAAGAAGUCUUUUAAGGAGAAGCAGCAGUCCCGGGCUGGUGAGGAGUUGCUUGAUCUCAUUCACCGUCCUACCGCCAAAGAAGCCGCUACUGCUGCUAAGUUUAAAAGCAAAGGAGGAUCACAGGUUAAGUAUUACUGUAGGUAUUUAACUAAAGAGGAUUGCCGUCUUCAGUGCGGUGCCCACUUUGCCUGCACCAAGAGACAUUUUCGUCGACUAAUUGCUUCACAUACGGACGUCAGCCUAGGAGACUGUUCCUUUCUCGAUACUUGUCGUCACAUGAAGACUUGCAAAUACGUGCAUUACGAGCUUGACAUGGCUGACGCAAUGAUGGCUGGUCCAGAUAAGGCACUGAAGCCUCUUCGUGCUGAUUACUGUUCGGAAGCUGAACUUGGUGAGGCACAAUGGAUUAACUGCGACAUCCGUAACUUUAGAAUGGACAUUUUGGGAACUUUUGGAGUUGUUAUGGCGGAUCCACCAUGGGACAUUCACAUGGAACUUCCAUAUGGAACAAUGGCUGAUGACGAGAUGCGUUCACUCAAUGUUCCCUCGUUGCAGACUGACGGUUUGAUCUUCCUCUGGGUCACCGGUCGGGCAAUGGAGCUAGGCCGCGAAUGUUUGGAGCAUUGGGGAUAUAAGCGAGUGGAAGAGAUCAUAUGGGUGAAGACGAAUCAGCUUCAACGUAUUAUACGAACAGGAAGAACAGGUCACUGGCUCAACCAUAGCAAAGAGCAUUGUCUGGUUGGAAUCAAAGGAAACCCAGAAGUCAACAGAAACAUCGACACUGAUGUGAUUGUUGCAGAGGUUAGGGAGACAAGUCGGAAGCCAGACGAGAUGUAUGCAAUGUUAGAGAGGAUCAUGCCAAGAGCAAGAAAGCUAGAGUUAUUUGCCCGUAUGCACAAUGCUCAUGCCGGAUGGCUGUCACUUGGGAACCAGCUAAGUGGAGUCCGGUUAAUAAACGAAGGUCUUCGAGCUCGGUUUAAGGCAUCAUACCCUGACGUAGAUGUGCAACCACCAUCACCACCAAGAGCUUCAACAAUGGAGACAGACAACGAACCAAUGGCGGUUGACUCAAUCACAGCUUAGUUGAAUUGAAAGGAAAAAAAAAACUAGAGUGAAUAAUCUCAGCUUUGUUGAGCUAACGACCGUGAUCAUGUUGACUUUUGAAAGGUAACAUUUUGUGGCAUGCUUGUAAUCUAAAUCUUUAUGAAAAUGCAAGGAAAAAGCUUUUUUGAAGCCUUAACAAAGGCAAAACAACACUAA